Molecule: messenger RNA, 3255 nt
Organism: Oncorhynchus mykiss (rainbow trout)
Lineage: Eukaryota; Metazoa; Chordata; Actinopteri; Salmoniformes; Salmonidae
Source: RefSeq, a predicted model, not a curated record
ACGUCACAUCUUGUCCCCUUACCUUUAUAUAUGUCCCAUCUAUAGGAGAGAGGGUGUGCGCGAGAGAGAGAGGGCGAAUUUUGGGCAUGGGGUGGGAUUGAGGGCGAUAGGAAGAAAGAAAGUUGUGUCACAAUGUGUAUUUGAUUACUGUUAUCAGGGAGAAAAGGUCUCAUUGUUGCAGCACUCCUUUUCUUUGCUGACGUAGUGCCUGUUUCCCGUUUACGGAGGGCAACACCCAGCAGCAAUGACGAGACCACCCCAGCUACGCUGUCCGCCUACUACUUAUGCGUCAGAAUCACCAACCAGAUUUACACUGAGUCACUCAAUAAUCAAAGCUCUAAGGAGUACAAACAGCUGAGGAAACAGGUGGAACAGAUGAUGGAUGACGUCCACAGCUCUUUGCCAGAGUCUGACAAAUACAUGGGUGUAUUUGAUAUAAUCUUCAGUAAUGGAUCAGUCAUUGCAAACUCAACAUUAAUGUUUGGGACUACAUUCAUGAUCAUUCCAACUUUAGCUAAAGGUCUACUUUCCAUUCAUAUCCAAUCAAAUAAAUCCAAAACCCUUGACCUGGACCUCGCCUAUACUGAAGGUCAACUUCCAAUAAAAGCCACACUACCUCUUGUAGCACGUACAACAGCAACCGUAACUUCCUCACCACCAUCUACCACAAAUACCCCUGCAGCAACGACUACUACAGUUGCCUUAGUUAGUACGGCUAGCCGUUCAGGAAGGGUCGGGGAUGGAACUGCAUCUACAGCAAUGAUUUCAUCUGGCAACAUCACCAGUCUUGCAACAAUUAAUAUUUCAAGUAGUCAUACCCUCACAACCACCACAGCACAAUUAGCAGCAUUACCACUCAUAUUCCUGAAGAACAUAACACUAGAAUUAGCAGCAUUACCACUCAUAUUCCUGAAGAACAUAACACUACAAUUAGCAGCAUUACCAUUCAUAUUCCUGAAGAACAUAUCACUACAAUUAGCAGCAUUACCACUCAUAUUCCUGAAGAACAUAACACUACAAUUAGCAACAUUACCACUCAUAUUCCUGAAGAACAUAACACUACAAUUAGCAGCAUUACCAUUCAUAUUCCUGAAGAACAUAUCACUACAAUUAGCAGCAUUACCAUUCAUAUUCCUGAAGAACAUAACACUACAAUUAGCAACAUUACCACUCAUAUUCCUGAAGAACAUAUCACUACAAUUAGCAACAUUACCACUCAUAUUCCUGAAGAACAUAACACUACAAUUAGCAACAUUACCACUCAUAUUCCUGAAGAACAUAACACUACAAUUAGCAACAUUACCAUUCAUAUUCCUGAAGAACAUAUCACUACAAUUAGCAACAUUACCAUUCAUAUUCCUGAAGAACAUAUCACUACAAUUAGCAACAUUACCACUCAUAUUCCUGAAGACCAUAACACUACAAUUCGCAACAUUACCAUUCAUAUUCCUGAAGAACAUAACACUACAAUUAGCAACAUUACCACUCAUAUUCCUGAAGAACAUAUCACUACAAUUAGCAACAUUACCAUUCAUAUUCCUGAAGAACAUAACACUACAAUUAGCAACAUUACCACUCAUAUUCCUGAAGAACAUAACACUACAAUUAGCAACAUUACCAUUCAUAUUCCUGAAGAACAUAACACUACAAUUAGCAACAUUACCACUCAUAUUCCUGAAGAACAUAUCACUACAAUUAGCAGCAUUACCACUCAUAUUCCUGAAGAACAUAACACUACAAUUAGCAGCAUUACCAUUCAUAUUCCUGAAGAACAUAACACUACAAUUAGCAACAUUACCACUCAUAUUCCUGAAGAACAUAUCACUACAAUUAGCAACAUUACCAUUCAUAUUCCUGAAGAACAUAUCACUACAAUUAGCAACAUUACCACUCAUAUUCCUGAAGAACAUAACACUACAAUUAGCAACAUUACCACUCAUAUUCCUGAAGAACAUAUCACUACAAUUAGCAACAUUACCACUCAUAUUCCUGAAGAACAUAACACUACAAUUAGCAACAUUACCACUCAUAUUCCUGAAGAACAUAUCACUACAAUUAGCAACAUUACCACUCAUAUUCCUGAAGACCAAAACACUACAAUUAGCAACAUAACCACCCCUAUUCCUGGAGACCAUAACAUUACAAUUAGCAACAUAACCACCCCUGCUCCUGGGGACCCUAACAUAACAAUUAGCAACGUAAGCACCCAUAUUCCUGGAGACCACAACAUUACAAUUAGCAACAUAACCACCCCUAGUCCUGGGGACCCUAACAUAACAAUUAGCAACGUAAGCACCCAUAUUCCUGGAGACCACAACAAUACAAUUAGCAACACAACCACCCCUGCUCCUGAAGACCACAACAUUACAAUUAGCAACAUAACCAUCCCUAGUCCUGGGGACCCUAAUAUAACAAUUAGCAAUGUAAGCACCCAUAUUCCUGGAGACCACAACAAUACAAUUAGCAACACAACCACCCCUAUUACCCCUAAAAAUCCUCCCCAGACCAGUAGCACGACAGUCUUCCGUAAAACCUCUCCAUCAACAACUGCCUCAGGCCAAUCUAACCCCCCAGUUGCCCCUACUGAGAGAGCAACAAGCAGGCAUCAGGCUGCCACAGGCCAAACGACCAAUCAUAAGAACCCAGAGAAUACGGAGGCGACACAUAAGACCACAGAGAAUGCUGCAGCUGUAGUUGCUGGGGGCGGAGAGGGAGUCCCAAGAUGGGGGAUCGCUCUAUUGGUACUGGCUGUCCUGACCUUGUUAAUCCUCCUUAUUCUCCUAAUACUGCUGCUAGUGUGGUUGUGCUGUAGGCAGAGAUGUGGAAGUUUCAGCCCAUAUAACCAGAUCAACCACGGGGCAGACAUCCAAAUGUACUCCACACACAGCCGCUUCGACGUGCCCAACGGCAAGCCUAAUGACGAAAUGCGGGGACCAUCGAAAAACCGAACAGGGAUGCAUGUGGUGAACGAAUACUGACACACAGAAGCUCCAGUCAAUUGGGUAAGAAGACCAUCUGAAAUGGCCUUAUGAAGUAAUAUGCAUGGGAGCAAUGACAAUUCUGUACAAAUGGUCCAAUUAUCUCUGAAGUAUCUGAAUGAAGAUCAUGGCGUUGGCUCACUGAUUGUAAUUUCAACCUGUAUUUAUUCAAAUCAAAUCACAUUUAUUUAUAAAGCCCUUUUUACAUCAGCUGAUGUCACAAAGUGCUAUACAGAAACCCAGCCUAAAACCCCAAGCAAGCAAUGCAGAUGUCCUA